Pan troglodytes (chimpanzee) is the source of this 763-nucleotide messenger RNA. It is a transcript of the gene KLRB1, whose product is annotated as killer cell lectin like receptor B1. Gene Ontology annotation, cellular component: cell surface; plasma membrane. Lineage: Eukaryota; Metazoa; Chordata; Mammalia; Primates; Hominidae. The record is from RefSeq and is a predicted model, not a curated record. The transcript has 6 exons. Gene Ontology annotation, molecular function: signaling receptor activity. The coding region runs from base 79 to 756 and encodes 225 amino acids. Gene Ontology annotation, biological process: regulation of natural killer cell mediated cytotoxicity.
UCCUUUUGCUGAUUUUGCCUCACAGAAUUGAGAGUUUGUUCUUACACACAAGUUUAAUGCCACCUUCCUCUGUCUGCCAUGGACCAACAAGCGAUAUAUGCUGAGUUAAACUUACCCACAGACUCAGGCCCAGAAAGUUCUUCACCUUCAUCUCUUCCUCGGGAUGUCUGUCAGGGUUCACCUUGGCAUCAAUUUGCCCUGAAACUUAGCUGUGCUGGGAUUAUUCUCCUUGUCUUGGUUGUUACUGGGUUGAGUGUUUCAGUGACAUCCUUAAUACAGAAAUCAUCAAUAGAAAAAUGCAGUGUGGACAUUCAACAGAGCAGGAAUAAAACAACAGAGAGACCAGGUCUCUUAAACUGCCCAAUAUAUUGGCAGCAACUCCGAGAGAAAUGCUUGUUAUUUUCUCACACUGUCAACCCUUGGAAUAACAGUCUAGCUGAUUGUUCCACCAAAGAAUCCAGCCUGCUGCUUAUUCGAGAUAAGGAUGAAUUGACACACACACAGAACCUGAUACGUGACAAAGCAAUUCUGUUUUGGAUUGGAUUAAAUUUUUCAUUAUCAGAAAAGAACUGGAAGUGGAUAAACGGCUCUUUUUUAAAUUCUAAUGACUUAGAAAUUAGAGGUGAUGCUAAAGAAAACAGCUGUAUUUCCAUCUCACAGACAUCUGUGUAUUCUGAGCACUGUAGUACAGAAAUCAGAUGGAUCUGCCAAAAAGAACUAACAACUGUGAGAAAUAAAGUGUAUCCUGACUCUUGACUAUGAA